GGUAAUUCUAUAAGUCUACGCCAUGGCAAGUCUAUAUUGUGCAAGUGGAAUUCUAUUUUCAGUAGCAACAUCAUUGCCGGUACUUACAGGAAAUACUUGAACGCAUUGCUCAACAAUGAAAGAAGGAAGGCAUCCCGUGUUUUCCUCGUCGUCGUUCGCAAUUGUUUUGUGGGUGUCACUCUCUCACCUUCUCUGCCUCGUCCCUGCUGGCCCCAUUGACUUCUCCAAACCACUUGAAGGCACGACACCCGACAUCAAAAACAUUUUCCUUACACGCUGCAAUAAUUAUCUCCAGACGAAAAAAGGCAACGGACUGUACAAUACUGAUGCCGAUAAAAACCCAGACAAGUUCUGUCAAGAAACAUGGACCAUAUUCAGCAAUGCAUUUAUACGAAAAGACAUUUGUACGGUGAAGAUAGAAGACUAUAUGCCUUACUUUAAAAAGACGGGACAGACACCGAUUCGGGAUAAGCUGAUGUUCUGGUCCGGAACAUUUAAGCUUUCUGGUAAAUACGCGAAAGAUGGACAAGUUGCUAUAACAUUGGCUGAAACAUUGACGGGAGCACUUGUCACUGAGCUAAACUGGUGUGGUGAUAAGACAAGCCCAGAUGGGAUCAACUACAAACAAUGCACGCGCUGUAAGAAGAAUGAAAACGACGAGACUUUGGAAGGGUUCGAGGUGUUCUGGAGUCAAGCAUCUGCAGAGUUUGCAAGGCGGGCUGUUGGUAAAGUCCGUCAUCUCAUAACAUCAACUGGUACCAAACUUGAAAGUCCUCGUCGCGAGAAAUCCUACCCUGCUUUUCACAAAUACACAUUUUUCUACAAGUACGAGCUGCCAAAUUUGAACACGGAUGAGAUGGGAAAUCCUGUGCGCAAAGUCACCGGGCUAGAGGUGAUUCUAGUGAAUGACCCAACAUUUAAUACGCCCUUACCUGAUGAGCAUUGUGGCAAGGGGAGCCUAAAGCAAUUGGAAGCUGAAGUUGCAGAAAAGGGACGCAAGGCGAAAAUUCCUAUUCCAUUCACAUGCGUGGAAAAUCCGAAGGAAAUCAUGGAUAUCCUCAAAAGCAGCGACCAGCCAAUAUCCUCGGAAAAGAGAUCAAAAUUCAAGCGAACUCGGCAAGGGAAGCACUGGAAGGUUGUCUAAGCGAUCCCGUUUGAAAGCAUCUAAAAGAGAUCGCCCGUCAAAAAUAUAACGUUUAAAAUAAUCAAUAAAACUGAUAAACAAAAAUAAGGGUAACAAAUAUUGGAUGAGCCAGCAAUGGUACACCAUUAAUUAAGUUCUUUCGAAAUAAAUGCUUAGCUAAAUGAA
Messenger RNA from Nematostella vectensis (starlet sea anemone), 1309 nucleotides. RefSeq names its product ADP-ribosyl cyclase/cyclic ADP-ribose hydrolase. Bases 116 to 1144 code for a protein of 342 amino acids. Gene Ontology annotation, biological process: positive regulation of B cell proliferation. Gene Ontology annotation, cellular component: plasma membrane. The record is from RefSeq and is a predicted model, not a curated record. The transcript is spliced from 9 exons. Gene Ontology annotation, molecular function: phosphorus-oxygen lyase activity; NAD+ nucleosidase activity. NCBI's taxonomy places the organism in Eukaryota, Metazoa, Cnidaria, Anthozoa, Actiniaria, Edwardsiidae.